AACUUAAAAAAAUGUCGAAACCUCUACAGCCAAUCUUUUUUACUUCAAAAUAUAAAAAAAUUGUCCUGAAUGAAAUCGUCAUUCGUAUGAAAAUAAAAAAGGAAAUUGAUGAUGUAUUUUGGAAUGAAGUCUCUAAAGCAGUAACGGAAAAUUAUUUUGAAGCUACUCCAUUGCAAAUAAAAGAGUUCUUCUUUAAAGAAAUUUACCCAUCGCUUUCUGAUAAUAAUUACGGGUUAGUUGGUCCAUCUACAAUAAAAAAGAUCAAAAAAGCAUUCGUGAAUAGUUUAAGUCCAAAGAGAACAAAUUUAAGUCUCUACUGGCAAACAUUUAAUGAUGAAAAUGAUGAUAAUUUUGAGAUGAAAACAGAAAUUAAUCAAAAUGGAGCCAAUUUUAAAGAGAAUUUCAAUCAAAUUGAGGAUAAUCAUAUUAGUUUCGAAUUCAUUGCUCUAUCAGAUCCUAACAUUUCUACGCAUUGUAUUAAAACAGAAAGUCAAGAUCCGUUUUCAACUUUUAAUUUAAAGUCAACACAAUUAUCCGAUAAUAUUCCUCACUCUCCUGCUUCAUUUGAUAGCGAAAGCAUUAUAGAAUAUGAUGGAGUUUCAUCUAUUGUUAGUAGUCCAGAUUACAGUAAUGACAGCCAUAAUGAUUCGGUUAUCAAGAAGUUUCAUGAGAAUGAAGAGCAUGUGGAAACAGAAUGUACCUUUAAGGAACUGCAAGUUCUAUUAGAUCUACUAGGAUCUGAAACUACAAAUUCUAGAAAUAUUGAAAGUUCCAUGGAUGUUGUUAAAAAUAGCACAGUAAGAGAUGCAACUGUCAGAAGUCUGCCAUUUGAUGCUACUGAUGAUUAUCCGAAACCCCAAAAACUACCCAGACUAGCAGCUGAAAUUGUUCAGCAUUCUAAUGUUGAAAAUCUAGAGCCUGUAGAAGUGAAUCAGGAGGAUAAAGAGGAAGAAAAUUUAUCACAAAAUGAAUCUAUAGAGAUGAAAUUUACAAGUAUACAAUUUGUCAUCGUGCCUUCUUCUCAGCAACAAGAUAAGCUACCAAAUGAAGAAAAUAAUUGUGAAAAAGAGAAGGACAUAACAGAAAAUGAUUUCAGAGAAUCAAAAAUUGCAAGCACAAAAUCAGUCACUGCUAAUCUAUCUUGCCAACAACAAGAACCACCAAAAUUGACAUCUGAAACUGAUCAAAAUUUUAAAAGUUUUGAUUCUGCGAAGGUAGAAGAAAAAGAUAAACACCUUGAAGAUCUGCCAAUUAAGUCUAUCGAUGAGAAUAAGCAAUUUGAGGCUGAUGAUGGCGAAACAGGAGAGAAUUCUAAAAGCCCACUCGUUACGCUUGAAAAGCCAAUUGUUGCAACUACAAUUGGACAACAGCAACCACAAAAUAUUGAAACGACUGAAGAUGAGGAAGAUUCUGAUCUAGAGAACUUUGAACCGGCUGAUGAAAAUGAGCUGAUCGAGGCUGAUGAUGACGAAACCGGAGAGAAUUCUACAAGCCCACUUGUUACGCUUGAACAACCAGUUCUUGCAAAUACAAAUGAACAACAGCAACCACAAAAUAUCGAAACGGCUGAAGAUGAGGAAGAUUCUGAUCUAGAGAACUUUGAACCGGCUGAUAAAAAUGAGCUGAUCGAGGCUGAUGAUGACGAAACCGGAGAGAAUUCUACAAGCCCACUUGUUACGCUUGAACAACCAGUUCUUGCAAAUACAAAUGAACAACAGCAACCACAAAAUAUCGAAACGGCUGAAGAUGAGGAAGAUUCUGAUCUAGAGAACUUUGAACCGGCCGAUGAAAAGGAGCUGAUCGAGGCUGUUGAUGACGAAACAGGAGAGAAUUCUACAAGUCCACUUGUUACGCUUGAAAAGCCAAUUUUUGCAAUUACAAUUGGACAACAGCAACCACAAAAUAUCGAAACGGCUGAAGAUGAGGAAGAUUCUGAUCUAGAGAACUUUGAACCGGCUGAUAAAAAUCAGUUGAUCGAGGCUGAUGAUGAAGAAACAGGAGAGAAUUCUACAUGUCCACUUGUUACGCUUGAAAAGCCAAUUUUUGCAACUUCAAAUGGACAACAGCAACCACAAAAUAUCGAAACGGCUGAAGACGAGGAAGAUUCUGAUCUAGAAAACUUUGAACCGGCCGAUGAAAAUCAGUUGAUCGAGGCUGAUGGCAACGAAACAGGAGAGAAUUCUACAAGCCCACUUGUUACGCUUGAAAAGCCAAUUUUUGCAACUUCAAAUGGACAACAGCAACCACAAAAUAUCGAAACGGAUGAAGAUGAGGAAAAGUCUGAUCUAGAAAACUUUGAACCGGCCGAUGAGAAUGAGAUUGACGAAAUUGACGAUGAAAUAUCAGAAGAUGAUUUCAAGAAUUUGCAAUACUAA
Molecule: messenger RNA, 2375 nt
Organism: Clunio marinus
Lineage: Eukaryota; Metazoa; Arthropoda; Insecta; Diptera; Chironomidae
Source: the annotation of a GenBank genome assembly